CGUAGCCUCUGCGCAUGCCUAAAAUGCUCGAGUUCAUGUCCGCCAUCAAAGUAUCUUGAAAAUGUCUAAUUUGAAUAUUUAAACUGACAACCACGCCAAUAUUCACCGCUAAGCACCACUUCUUAAGGGACGACAUACAUCGCACGUGGCAUUUUAGCCUGUAAAUCUGCUCAAAAUCGGUCAUAUCCACGCCGCUGCUUCCAUUUGUGCUGUAAAGUCUCGAAGCUGUUGGCAGUAACUGAGUUGGAGAGCCCAUCUGUCACCGAUGUCCUCUCAAGCAGGCAUUACGGACACAACAAUGAUGGCGACUAACAAAUGGAGACUGAAACACGUCACGGGGGACCUGUUCUCGUGUCCCGCGGAUGAGGCUCUGGCCCACUGCAUCAGUGAGGACUGCCGCAUGGGGGCAGGCAUUGCACUGAUGUUCAAGCAGAAGUUCAGAGGAGUCGAAGAGCUAAAGGGACAGAAGAAGCUGGUAGGACAGUGUGCUGUACUGAAAAGAGACGGACGUUUGGUUUAUUAUCUGAUCACAAAGAAGAAGGCAAGCCAAAAACCAACCUAUGACAGUUUAAGACAUAGCUUGGAGGACAUGAAAGUGCACUGUAUCAAAAACGGAGUCACACGAAUUUCAAUGCCUCGUAUUGGCUGUGGUCUGGAUCGGUUGAAUUGGGAAAGAGUUUCAGAGAUGUUGGAAGAGAUCUUUGAGUCCACAGAUGUCUCCGUCACUGUCUACAGCCUUCCUGUGACUGCUGAAACCACGGUGAUGAAGGAACACAUGCGCAGAUGAUUAUCAAAAAUGUGCGCUAGUGGCAAUAGUUACUUUUUGCGCACGUUUGUUAGAUUGUACCUUUUUUUUUUUUAACAAUAUGUGGUUCUGACACAUGUCAUUGAAUAAUAAAGUGUCUUUUUCUUUUGCACACUCA
Molecule: messenger RNA, 923 nt
Organism: Entelurus aequoreus (snake pipefish)
Lineage: Eukaryota; Metazoa; Chordata; Actinopteri; Syngnathiformes; Syngnathidae
Product: ADP-ribose glycohydrolase OARD1-like
Exons: 5
Coding region: 266-787 (173 amino acids)
Biological process (GO): peptidyl-glutamate ADP-deribosylation
Source: RefSeq, a predicted model, not a curated record